Molecule: messenger RNA, 501 nt
Organism: [Candida] anglica
Lineage: Eukaryota; Fungi; Ascomycota; Pichiomycetes; Serinales; Debaryomycetaceae
Source: the annotation of a GenBank genome assembly
AUGUUGCUGCUUAUUCGUAGUCCAAGUGUGAUAAGAGCUGGUAUUAACCCAGGGUGCUUCGUCUUGCCUGCAAGAUCUAUUUCCUUUAAGCCAGACUUUUCCAAGUACAAGAAGAUCCCCCAACCACCUGGUAAUAUUGUAGGAACUGUGAACGAUGCCGCCAAGAUCCCGCUUGUAAGUUACUAUGACGGUGGGUACCACUGGACAUAUGAAAGACUUAUCACUGUUGGUUUGGUUCCGUUGGCCAUGUCUCCAUUAAUUGGUGGUGUUGAUUACCCAAUGAUUGAUUCUAUUUUCGCAAUUGGUUUACUUUUCCAUUGUCAUGCUGGGUUUAAGUCGUGUAUCAUCGAUUAUAUUCCUGAAAGAGUAUGGGGUGUUUGGCAUAGAAUUGCUUGUCGUAUCUUGACCUUUGGUACAUUUACUGCCAUGUACGGUAUCUACAACUUGGAAACAGAAAAUGAAGGACUUUUCGACUUGGUAAAGAGCAUUUGGAAUGCUUGA